Messenger RNA from Trichomonas vaginalis G3, 2940 nucleotides. Its product is annotated as protein kinase protein. Lineage: Eukaryota; Parabasalia; Trichomonadida; Trichomonadidae. Gene Ontology annotation, biological process: protein phosphorylation. Gene Ontology annotation, molecular function: protein kinase activity; ATP binding. The coding region runs from base 1 to 2940 and encodes 979 amino acids. The record is from RefSeq and is a predicted model, not a curated record. The transcript has a single exon.
AUGUCGGCAUGUAAUAAACUUGGCGUUGAAAAGGCUAUCGAAAUCAAACAAGAACAACUAAAUAUAAAUAAAAAAUCAGAUUUAUCGAAGAUACGCAAGAAACUUAAUCAAAUACUCAAAGAGUUAGGUAAUUCGGAUCAAAAUCUUGCAUUAAAAAAUCAAAUACAAAAUCAAAUUCAAAAAAUCACAGAAAUUGAAGGUCAGAAAUCAAAUUUCGAAGCAUUAAUACAAAAUUCAUACGAAGACAUAAAUUUAAACGAAUCAGAUCUCGAUUAUACUCUAAAUCCGAAUGAUAAUCAUUUAGGUGCCGGCGGAUUCGGAACUGUCUCAAAAGCAACAUUGAAACGUACCUCAGAGUUUGUUGCUGUCAAAAAAAUCAGAUACGACAAGCUCAGUCCCAAAGCAUGGCAAUCAAUUUGGGAUGAGAUCACAUUAAUGAAGAAACUCCAUCAUCCAUGCAUUCUAGAAUUAGUUGGUGCUCAAAUUCACGAACCGUACUGCAUUAUUACUCGAUUUUGCUCAGGAAGGUCUUUAUUUGAUCGUCUUCAUCGACAAAAGACAAAUCAGCUCCCAGCAUUACAACCAACGGAACUUACAAAGAUCGCAUACCAGAUUGCUUUAGGUAUGGAGUAUCUCCACGCCCAAAAAAUUGUUCAUCGAGAUUUGAAGACAUUAAAUAUUCUUUUAGACGAUAAAAACAACGCUGUUAUUGCAGAUUUUGGUCUUUCCGGCCACGUUGAGAACCAAAUGAACGAAUCCGUCGGAACUCCUCAUUAUUCAGCUCCAGAGAUGUUAGUUCACACCGCAUACACAAGCAAAGUCGAUGUUUACUCUUACGCGAUCGUUGUAUGGGAGAUGCUUACCGGAGAAGUCCCUUUCAACGACAAAGUUCUUGAUAAAAUUUAUGAACACGUCGUAACUUUCGGUUGGCGACUUCCUAUACCCGAUUCAGCUUCUCCAGGUCUGGUUAAGCUCAUUACUACAUGCUGGUCGAAGGAUCCUACCGAGCGUCCUGAAUUUCAUCAAAUUGUCAAACAGUUUGAGGACGGAUUGAUCAAAUUCCCAGAUAGCGAUGACUUGGACUACACAAUGAUCAAGAAGGAAAUAAGAUGUCCUCCUAUCAACGAAAAUUACGCAAUUGAUGUAUUAAAACAUGUAACGAACACAUAUUUCGGAAGCGUUUUGAAGUUUAUUGCCCAACACAUUGACGCUCAUGUUGUAGAAAUCAUGCGAAAUGUAAAUAUUUUAGAUGAUAUCGUUCAAUGCAGGUCGGAGAAUUUCGAUUCAGUUUUGCUACUUGCUUCUAAUAUACUUGACCAAACAACUGAUUGGAUCCGAUUUCUCGAAUCAGGUGCAACAAAAAUGUUGAGAUAUACGAUCGAAUCCAACGAAUACUUGAAGUACGGUACACUCUGGUUCUUGGUUCGCAUGCCUAAUGGUGUUUUGUCCAAUUAUAUAGACCUUCUUCCUAAAAUUAUUAGUUUAUUGCAAAAAGACCCUCCAAAGGACAUAAAGGAAGAUGAAAUCAAGAACCACAGACUAUGUAUAUUCCGUGUUAUCUUCAGAUUCGAGUACGAACAGCUGCAAGAGUACAAAGAAAUUAUUGGUCAUAAAUUACCAACAGUUGUCGACUAUGUUGUUAAACAUACCGACAACCUGGAAGCUCCCAAAAAUUUCCAGACUCUUAUUACCUUGUUUAGUUACGUAAGUUCGAAUAUUGAUCGUUCAGACAUCUCCAAAUUCUAUCCCCUCCUGUCUUAUGUUGAUGAUAAGAUGCAGAAGACCUUCAUUAGUGACCUCGAUAGUUUGUCCGAUGAGUCAAAUUAUCCAUUAUUAAUCUUAUCUAUGUUAAAAGCUCAUCCAAAGGCCGGCAGCCACAAUCUUGUUGAUUUCCUUUUCAAGUGCAAAGGAGAAACAAUCUCACAACUCUGGAAAAUCGAUGGCUUUUUCAAGAUUCUCGAAGAAAAGCUCAAAUCGUCCGAUAGAGUCACUCCACCUCUUGCCGUUAUGUUCUGUAUUGCGCAAAUCCCAGAAGCAGCCCUCGAAAUGGCCGACCACGAAGACUUAAUGACGGCAUUAUUUGAAAUCAAAGACCAUGACGAGCAACAACUUCAAAUUCUUACGGCAUUAACAGCCAACGAAGAGUUCUGCAAGAAGAAAGAUCUCUACAUGGAUUCCACGAUCCAUUUACUCGCACGAGAUCUAAUGGACGACAAAUACAGAGAUUGUUCUGUCAGAUUAAUCUCUGCCAUGUCCUCACAUCAAACCGGUUGCAAGAAGCUUGAAGAGAACACCGUUUUCCUUCCUUUCGUCCAAUAUUUCUGCAGUUCCUCCAUUCCAGACUCAUUAUCUCCGAACACUAUCAUUAAAAACGCCGUGAAAGCUCGUGUUCGUCUUCAGCAGCCAUCAGUUAUUGUUUCCUGCCUUAUGCAGAAGAUGGUCAACGAGCUCUCUCGGAAGGAAGAGAUCCUUGACACACUCACAGUCUUAGUCACUUACAUGGAAGGUUCAGUGCAAAUUCAUGAUAUAAAGACGAUAAUUAUCCCCCAAAUAAAUAGUGACGACCCCAAAAUCGUUUAUCAUUCAUUGAAAUUUAUCAAGCACUGCAAUUUUGCAAAAUUCCAACCAGACAUGACAAAUGAACUUGUUAGUGCUAUCAAUGACAUGUUGAACAACAAGGACAUGAUGUAUCCAAGUAUUAUUGAAGUUGCAGCUGAUGUUUUGAAUAACGUUCAUUCUCUGGAUGAACAAUACGCGAAAAGUAUCUUCGAUAGAAUGGAUUUGAUCAAUUUCUUAAAGAAGACAGUUGAUAAGUUCCCUGUUAAGUAUGAUGCGAAGAAACAGAAGAUUUUGGAAUAUGUCAAAAAGUUUGAACAAAAAUCUGCAUUUACAAAUACUGUUUUCCUCAAAUCUGAAAUGAAAUUCCCUUUUUCUGUUUAA